Messenger RNA from Linnemannia hyalina, 732 nucleotides. The record is from the annotation of a GenBank genome assembly. Lineage: Eukaryota; Fungi; Mortierellomycota; Mortierellomycetes; Mortierellales; Mortierellaceae.
AUGGCAUUACCAAGACACCUCAAGAACGGACUGACGCCCCUGGAAAUCGAGUUCCUGGCCGAGAAUGAGCUCAUCGAGAUCGAGGCCGCCAUCGACACCCGGACAGAUCUCGAAUUGCUCUCGGGAACACUACCAGCAUUAAAACCGUUGCGAACAAACAAGGUCCCGCUCUGGAUGGCCAUCUCACUCAAAAAGAAGCAUAAAUGCAACAUUCGCGUCCCUGCCUGGAUGACCGUCGAGGCGUUGACAAGGACGUUGAAGGAGGAGGAGACGAAUGACGUGCGGUUCAGUUAUAUGCCGUAUCACUAUAUGGAGAUCGCGCAGCUGUUGUUAGAAAACGCAAUGGAUGAUAUCCCGUCAGCAGACGCUACGAGGACACUGCUGAAGGACCUGCGAGAGGCUAGACAAAGUAAAGCCCGUCAGGGUGUGCACUCAUUAGGAGAAAGUUAUCUUCAGAUGGAUAACAUCGGGCUGAUGGAAAUUAACGAGAUCCGACCCUUCUUCACCAAGGCGUUCUUUGAGAUCCAAAAACUGAGACCUGCAGUAGCAGGAAACCCCAACAACGACAACCCCUAUGACUAUGAUCACUACGGGAACAGCAGCCUCAGCAUGGAUGGGCGGUACGGCGGCGCCAACGCGACGGAUUUUGACGGCAAGGCAUCGUACUCCAGUUCUACUAUUCCCGAGUCGUCUCGCCGAUUCCAAUCGACGCAAGGGUCGCGAAUGAAUUAA